Molecule: messenger RNA, 297 nt
Organism: Micromonas commoda
Lineage: Eukaryota; Viridiplantae; Chlorophyta; Mamiellophyceae; Mamiellales; Mamiellaceae
Exons: 2
Biological process (GO): microtubule polymerization; microtubule bundle formation; positive regulation of protein polymerization
Cellular component (GO): microtubule
Molecular function (GO): tubulin binding
Source: RefSeq, a predicted model, not a curated record
AUGGAGAGCCGCGGGUUCAUCAAGAUGCUCCGCGACUGUAACGUGUUGAACAAGCGGUUCAACGACGCCGCCGCGGAUAUAAUCUUCACAAAGGUCAAGGACCGCGGCGAGCGCUUCAUCGACAUUCACGAUUUCGCCCUGGCGCUGCACUUCGUGGCGGAGGAGAAGGGAACGACGUACGAGACGCUCGUGGCGCAGAUUUGCGAGCGAGUCGCCACGCACGCCCCGGACGCGCACGGCACCAAGGCGGCGUUCACCAGGCUGCACGACGACAAGGACACGUACACGGGCGCGUAC